Messenger RNA from Monascus purpureus, 1866 nucleotides. The record is from the annotation of a GenBank genome assembly. Lineage: Eukaryota; Fungi; Ascomycota; Eurotiomycetes; Eurotiales; Aspergillaceae.
AUGGCACUGGCGUCUCCAACACUUGUUCUGCAUGAAAAGAGAGACUCCUCUCCCAGUGAAUGGGUUCGUAAAUCGGCGGCGCAUUCAGAUGCGAUUAUCCUAUUGCGCAUCGCACUUGGCUCUCGCAAUGAAGAAGCGGCUCAUGACAGGUUGAUGGACAUCUCCGAUCCCUCAUCGCCCAAUUUCGGAAAACAUUGGACAGCCCAACAGGUAUCCGAAUUCUUUGCUCCUAGCACAGAGACACUCCAUGCUGUGCAGAGCUGGCUGUCUUCGUCGGGAAUCCCACCCUCUCGCCAGAACGUCAGCCCCAGCGGUGCUUCCAUCAAAGUCAGCGCGACGGUCAACGAGGCGGAAUCUCUCCUGGGGACCAAGUACUAUGUCUGGGAGAAUACCAGAAGCAAUGCUAUCAGCAUCUCCUGCGAUGGAUACUACAUUCCGCAGCACCUGCAGCCAUACAUCGCCUUCAUCAGCCCGACUGUUAAUCUCCAUCCGUCAUAUCCCUCUUCCGGUCGUUCUCGGCAACAUAAGCGCACCAUGCCAUUGAGAUCAUCAAGGCCCAUUUCCCAUCCUCCGAUCACGUAUAGAGUCGCGGAUGCUGCGAAUCUCACCGAGUGCUGGUCGUCGGUAACCCCUGGAUGCAUCCGAGCCCUCUAUGGUGUGCCAGCUUCCAGCACAGCUACCCAAGGGAACGAAUUGGGCAUCUUCGAGUCCGGCGACGUCUACGACCAAGAAGACCUCGAUUCGUUCUUCACGCAAUUUGCAAGUAACAUCCCAAAUGGGACUCACCCCAUCCUCCAAAGUGUCGAUGGAGGAAGUGCCCCUGUGUCGACAGAAGAUGGUGGUGGCGAGAGCACUCUUGACUUCGAUCUUUCUUUCCCCUUGGUCUAUCCACAGCAGAUCAAACUGUUCCAGACCUUCAAUGGACGUACCGCGUAUUCCGGCUCCAGCUUUUUUGACUCGUUCCUCGACGCCCUGGACGGUAGUUACUGCGCGUAUGGCGGCGGCGAUGACCCCAAAUACGAUCCUCAUUUCCCCAAUGCCACUCUCUGGAACGGGACUCGACAGUGUGGUGUCUAUGAGCCGACAAACGUCAUCUCAUUGUCGUAUGAGCUGGCUGAAGCAGCCUAUUCGCCGGCGUAUGAAAAGCGUAUCUGCCAGGAGUACUUGAAGCUCGCCCUGAUGGGAACAUCUAUCAUCUAUUCCUCCGGAGAUAAUGGCACCCUGUCUCGAGCGGGUGUCUGGGGCUGUUUGGCUGAUGGCGCACAGAAUCCAAGCUUUCCGUCGUCAUGCCCAUAUGUGACUUCUGUUGGGGCAACCCAAAUCGCGCCAGGCGCCCCGGUCACUGCUCCUGAAGUCGCAGUUAACCCUACCAACAAUCCAGACGGGUUUCUCUUUAAUCUCCAAUUCUCCAGUGGAGGAGGAUUUUCCAACGUCUUCACCCAACCGUCGUACCAGAAAGCCGCCGUAAAUGCCUUCCUCAGCAAUUCUACGGGGCUCCCACCUGCUCAUACAUUCAACCGCACGGGACGAGGAUUCCCAGACGUAUCUGCAAAUGGCUACAACAUCGCAGUCUACACGAAUGGCUACUACGGCUUGUCCUUGGGCACGUCAGCCUCGGCACCAAUCUUUGCAUCCCUCAUCACUCGGUUGAACGAGGAGAGAAUCCUGGCGGGCAAAAAAGCCGUAGGAUUCUUGAAUAACAUUCUCUACCAGCACCCGGAGAUGUUCAAUGACAUCACGGAAGGAUACAAUCUAGGAUGCAAUGCACACGCUGCUUUCUACGCCUCGAAGGGCUGGGACCCGGUAACAGGGCUAGGCACGCCGAAUUACCCCAAGAUGCGUGACGUAUUCCUGAGUCUUCCAUAG